AUGUGCCACGAGGAGAUCGCAACCAACGGCUGGACUAGCACCCCUGCUAACGCGGGUGCUAUCUUUGGUAAUCGGCCUUUCAUUAACAAGCCGGAGCCGCUUGCUAUUAAAGAAAUCGAAUUUCCAUUUGAUGAUCCCACCGUCGCGAAGACUUUGAAGUAUGCAAAGGAAGAGUUGCACCCCAAAACCUUCAAUCAUUCAAUGAGGGUUUUCUUCUAUGGCAUGGCAAUCACACGCCAGCAAUUCCCUAAGCAAGCUGCUACACUAAGUCCUAUUACUUGGGCUCUGGCAUGUCUGUUGCAUGAUAUCGGAUCGACGGAGACAAACCUAACAGCGACCCGAAUGUCCUUCGAUAUCUACGGCGGCAUUAAAGCCCUCCAAAUUCUCAAGGAUUUCGGCGCGACUACCGACCAAGCCGAAGCAGUCUCGGAGGCAAUUAUUCGACACCAAGACCUGGGAGUUGAUGGGACGAUCACAUACGUUGGUCAACUGAUCCAGUUGGCUACCAUUUAUGAUAACGUUGGCGUCCAUCCCAACGUCAAAGAUUUCGGUCAAAUUAUCCACGAAACAACUCGGACCGAAAUCAACGAGGCCUAUCCACGAACGAAGUGGUGCGAAUUCUUCGCUAACUUUGUGCGCGAAGAGGAGACAAUUAAGCCUUGGUGUCAUUCGACUCAUAUCGUCAACUUUGACAAUAUUGUCGAGGCCAACACUCUCAUGAAACAAUGGGAAUGA
Messenger RNA from Penicillium angulare, 735 nucleotides. RefSeq lists its product as uncharacterized. The record is from RefSeq and is a predicted model, not a curated record. The transcript has 2 exons. NCBI's taxonomy places the organism in Eukaryota, Fungi, Ascomycota, Eurotiomycetes, Eurotiales, Aspergillaceae. The coding region runs from base 1 to 735 and encodes 244 amino acids.